CGACCACCAAACGAGCCCUUCUUCUCAUUCUACUCUUCGUCAUACUCACAAUGAAUCGUCUACCGACACUCGAUCCUCAUGUUCUCACAAUCGCAGAUCUAAAAGAGGCAGCAUGUCGUGAUAUGCCGACAAUGUAUAGAGACUACUAUAAUGAAGGAGCCAUGGACUUGAUCACACUCAAAGACAAUGAGGAAGCCUUUAACCGCUAUAAGAUCCGACCUCGAGUACUCGUCAACGUAGCCAAUAUCAAUCUCGAAACUGAGAUGUUUGGUGUAAAGACUGCAGCACCUUUCGGUUUCAGUCCAGCAGCUAUGCAUGGAUUGGCCCACCCCGAUGGUGAGCUUGCGACCUCCCGAGCUGCAGCGAAAGCCAAUAUCUGUAUGGGUCUGUCAGUCUUUGCAACGCAAGGUCUUGAAGCUGUGAUUGCAAAAAACAACGGCAAUCCUUACUUCAUGCAUAUAUCGAUGAUCAAGGAUAAAGUAGCGUGUGCGAGCACCAUCAGACGUGCUGAGGCGGCUGGAUACAAAGCAAUCUUUCUCUCCGUGGACGUACCAGUGCUAGGUCAAAGAUUGAACGAGCAUAAGAAUAAAUUCGAGCUACCAGAAGGGCUCAAGUGGCCGAACCUUACCGCUGUGGGCGAUGGCCUUGAAUAUGAUGCCACGAUCGAGUGGCACACCGCGAUACCAUGGAUGCGCUCCCAGACCAAACUAGAGAUCUGGCUCAAAGGUGUCGCUUCUCCAGAGGAUGUCGCGCUGGCGAUACAACACAAGGUGGAUGGCAUCAUGAUCUCUAAUCAUGGUGGUCGUCAGCUUGAUGGUGUUCCUGCAACGCUUGAUAGUCUCCGAGAUUGUGCCCCUGUCGCAAGAGGCAAGAUACCGAUAGCGUUCGACGGUGGCGUUAGAAGGGGUAGUGACAUCUUUAAAGCAUUGGCACUGGGAGCAGAUUUUGUGUUUAUGGGAAGAGUGCCGAUCUGGGGUCUUGCUUAUAAGGGCCAACAGGGCGUCGAACUUGCAGUCAAGAUUUUGAUGGCUGAACUGCGAAUGACCAUGGCAUUGGCUGGGCAAGUCUAUGUGUAAUGACACUCAGUCACGAUCGUGCUAACUCUGAUAAAGAUGUCGGACGGUGAAGGAAAUCAACCGAGGUCAUUUGGCAGUGCUGAAGGGUGAUGGCGUGCUUUGCAAAUUGUGAAGAGGAUAUUCUGGAUCUGGUGACCAAUUUGCAUGCGCAAUGUUUUUGACUACAGUUUACAACUUGCGGCAACAUCUUUCGAGCCAGACCCAAGGGAAGUUUACGAGGCUGGCCAUCUGAUAGAGAGGUAAAGUUUCUCCAAGCUCUUACCUAAGACGUAUCAUAUCGAGACAUACUGUAGUCAGGACUUGCUCCCGAGAAACUCAGGAUAAGGAAACGAAAUCCGACCGAG
Messenger RNA from Aureobasidium subglaciale EXF-2481, 1420 nucleotides. RefSeq lists its product as uncharacterized. The transcript has 9 exons. Gene Ontology annotation, molecular function: FMN binding; oxidoreductase activity. The record is from RefSeq and is a predicted model, not a curated record. Lineage: Eukaryota; Fungi; Ascomycota; Dothideomycetes; Dothideales; Saccotheciaceae. Bases 51 to 1076 code for a protein of 341 amino acids.